CCGGGAGCUACCGGUUUGUUGACUAUGAGUAACGGGGGAGCAGGAGGCUAUGGACGAGGAGGCCGCGGGCAGGAUCAAUGGUACGACGACGGAGGCCGAUGGGGAGGUUUUGACUGCGACAGAGGAUGGAAUCAGCGACGGGAUUAUGGCUCCGGAAGUGGGAAUGGAGGAGGGAGGGGUAGUUGGAAUGAAGGAUAUGGAGGAGGCCGACAACCUGUCCGAUGUUACGAGUGCGGUGAAACUGGCCACUAUAAGAGCCAAUGUCCGCGCGAUUGAGAAUGAGAAGCGAUUGAAGGAAGAGAAAAAGAAGAGGGAGGAUGAGCAGAAGGCUGCGAAGAAAGAAGAAGCGAGAGUGGAAGUCGCGAGGAAGAAAGAAAAGGAGGAUGAGGAUGCAAAAAGAAAGUGGGAGCUGAAGAUGCUAUUAGCAGAACAAAGGGAGGAGUGUGAAAAGAAGAGGCAACAGGAGAAGAUUGAAUAUGAGAAGAAGUUGGAAAAGAUGGAGCGACUCGUGAGAAAGAUUGACUUGAAUCCGGAGGGAAAAAGGAAAGGAAAACAACAAGUCGUUGAGAUGCGAAGCUCGGAUGACGAGGAAGCUGAAGCUUCUGAUCCUGAAACACCUCUUCGGGAUAAGAGAAAGCGCAGGGACUCUACAGGAGCUAUGGAGAAUAGCCCACCAGUUGACACUCCUCUGAAAGUUGGAAGGUGUGAAGGCCCUGAAGACGAGCAAGUGACCCCAGCCAGCACGAGCAGAAGAAAGGGACGAGGACGAUCGACGAAGGCUGAAGUCCAAGCGAAGCGCAUCCUGAAUGGCAAUGACCCGUGGGAAGGCGUUCCUGCAUGUAGCAAGUACAAGGCGGAGGAAAGUUAUCGGAAAGUGGUGUCGAAAGCACUCUCAACUUUCUAUCCAGAGACUUUGAAAGCGAUGUGUAGAGGAGCUGGCGUACUGUACCUUAGCACCAAGGAUGCGAUCGAUGAUCUCACCGAGACAAGAGUGAUGUACUGGGUACGUGGAAGACGCAUCCUUGGGACAUCAGGCCCCGACACUCAAGCUGUGUGUGACGAGAUAAGGGGCACUGAACAAGUCCGAAACGUCGAUACUGACGACAAGUGAAGCAUGGCAGAUCUUUGGCGAGUUCCUCGCUGCCCGCUGACAGUACGUGGGUAGGACUGAGGCUAAGAGCAU
Messenger RNA from Chara braunii, 1183 nucleotides. The record is from the annotation of a GenBank genome assembly. NCBI's taxonomy places the organism in Eukaryota, Viridiplantae, Streptophyta, Charophyceae, Charales, Characeae.